Messenger RNA from Telopea speciosissima, 2657 nucleotides. Its product is annotated as G-type lectin S-receptor-like serine/threonine-protein kinase At4g27290. Bases 34 to 2490 code for a protein of 818 amino acids. The transcript has 7 exons. The record is from RefSeq and is a predicted model, not a curated record. Gene Ontology annotation, biological process: recognition of pollen; protein phosphorylation. Gene Ontology annotation, molecular function: protein serine/threonine kinase activity; ATP binding. NCBI's taxonomy places the organism in Eukaryota, Viridiplantae, Streptophyta, Magnoliopsida, Proteales, Proteaceae.
UGCAGGAAGGGCCAAAAACUCAGAGAAAGAUUAAUGAAGGGUCUUGCCUUCCUCUUAUUCUGCUAUGCUUUGAUCUGCUUCUCACCAAUUUCCGCAGCUGUAGAUAGUAUUAAUGCAACCCAUUCCAUGAGUGACGGUCAGACCUUAGUUUCAUCAGAACAGAGCUUCGUGUUAGGCUUCUUCUCUCCUGCUACUUCCAAGAAACGUUACCUGGGCAUUUGGUACAACAACAUCUCAUUUACAGUCGUCUGGGUUGCUAACAGAUACAACCCUCUUAAUGAUUCGUCCGGAGUUCUAAGUAUUGGCAACGAUGGAAAUUUAAUCCUCCUUGAUGGAAACGAGAGCGUUAUCUGGUCUUCCAACUCUUCAACGGCCCCAAAGAAUUCAGUUGCAGUUGCACAGUUACAAAAUACUGGUAAUCUUGUUCUCAGAGACAAUUUAGGGAACAUCUUCUGGCAGAGCUUCGAUCAUCCAACAGAUACGCUCUUACCUGGUAUGAAACUUGGGUGGGACUUUAGAAGUGGUCUGAAUCGUAACUUGACAUCAUGGAGAAGCAGCGAUGACCCUUAUCCGGGAGAUUCCUCUUACAGCGUAGACCCAAGUCCACUUGCUCAAAUAGUUCUUCGGCAAGGAUCGACUGAGUUGUUCCGAAGUGGGCCAUGGAAUGGUGACCAAUUCAGCGGCGGUCCUAUCUUGCCGGCAGACGCAGUGAUCAAACCCAUCUUCAUCUCUAACCAGGACGAAAUGUAUUACGCGUAUGAGAACACGGGCAAUGUGAUCUCAAGGCUUGUUGUGACAGAAUCGACAAUGAUUCAACACUUCACUUGGAACGCAGGCCCUGCUCACUGGGUCAUUCUAUACACCUUGCCUCAAGAUGUCUGUGAUAGUUAUGAUCGAUGUGGAGCUUAUGGCACUUGUGGCAUUAAUACGACACCCAAUUGCCAGUGUUUGAAUGGGUUUACACCCAAAUCUCCGACUGCCUGGAGAUUGUUGAAUUGGUCCGGUGGAUGCAUCAGAAAAACCCAACUGGGUUGUCGGAAUGGAGAGGGGUUUGUGAAGUAUGAGAGAGUGAAGUUGCCGGAUUCUGCCUUAAUUAUGGUGAACAAGAGCAUGGACCUCGAGAAUUGCCAUUUGCAGUGCUUGAAUAAUUGUUCUUGUAUGGCUUAUGCUCAAAAUAAUAUUAGUGGAGACGGCAAUGGCUGUGUGACUUGGUUUGGGGAUUUGAUUGAUAUUAGACAAUAUGAUUUUAAUGGGCAAGAUCUCUAUAUCCGCAUGGCAGCUUCCGAGCUAGGUAUAAAUGGUGGUUCUGCUAAGUUUUCAGAAGGUGUGAAAAUAGUAAUAAUCAUCUCCUUGGUGGUGGUUAUUCUUCUCUUGGGUUCUGUUGGCUGGUAUCUUGUUCAGAGGAAGAGGAGACCAAAGAGAGUUGGUGAGUUGAAUAAUCAAGAGAACAAUGACAAAGACAGAGAUGAAAAUCUGGAAGAAGACCUGGAGUUACCUCUCUUUGAUUUCCAUACCAUUUUAGCUGCUACUGACAACUUCUCUGAUAGAAAUAAGAUUGGAGAGGGUGGUUUUGGUCCUGUUUACAAGGGUGAGCUAGUAACAGGACAAGAAAUAGCUGUGAAAAGAUUAUCAGAGAAGUCUGGACAAGGCCUUAAAGAGUUUAAGAAUGAGGUUGUUUUGAUUUCCAAACUUCAACACCGGAAUCUCAUAGGACUUUUGGGCUAUUGUGUUCAAAGAGAAGAAAGAAUGCUAAUUUAUGAUUACAUGCCCAACAGAAGUCUAGACUCCAUCCUUUUUGAUAAAACAAGAAGUAACAUACUGGAAUGGCACAAGCGCUUCAAUAUUAUUGCAGGAAUCGCUCGAGGACUUCUCUAUCUUCACAGAGAUUCAAAAUUGAGAAUUGUCCACAGGGAUCUCAAAGCAAGUAAUGUUCUACUGGACAGUGAAAUGAACACCAAAAUUUCAGAUUUUGGAAUGGCAAUAACUUUUAGAGGAGAUGAAAGUGAAGAAAAUACAAAGAGAGUGGUCGGGACUUAUGGUUACAUGCCUCCAGAGUAUGCAGUAGAUGGCUUAUUCUCAGUGAAAUCUGAUGUUUAUAGCUUUGGUGUGUUGGUGUUAGAGAUAGUGAGUGGCAAGAAAAACAGAGGAUUCUGUCAUCCUGACCAUGAACACAAUCUCCUGGGACAUGCUUGGAAACUAUGGAAUGAAGGGAAGACCAUGGAACUAAUUGACCAAGUUUUGGAUCAAUUCUCUGUGUCUGAAGCAUUACGAUGCAUUCAAGUGGGUCUCUUGUGUGUGCAACAAAGACCAGAAGACAGGCCAACAAUGUCAUCCGUGCUUUUGAUGUUGGAUAGUGAGAACACAACAUUGCCACAACCUAAGAGACCUGGUUUUUAUACUGAAAGGUGUCUUAAAGCUAUGAAUUCCUCAUCAAACCAACAAAGAACUUGUACAGAAGAAUUAACUAUUACAGUUUUAGAGGGAAGAUAGCAGUCCCCCAAAUAUGUUUCAAUUUUUCCCCCUCCUCUGCUUCACAAAAUAUCCAAUGUGGAGGUCGGGAGAUCUUACUGAAAUGGUAAGGAUUCCAGGUCGAUUCAUCCUUUUCCUUAGAAAGUUUAUGUAAAUACCACAUGAAAGUUGCUCAAGAUUUCCAAAUC